Messenger RNA from Rodentolepis nana, 1317 nucleotides. Lineage: Eukaryota; Metazoa; Platyhelminthes; Cestoda; Cyclophyllidea; Hymenolepididae. The record is from the annotation of a GenBank genome assembly.
AUGAGUAUUUUCAUUGCUGGCGGAUUUCUCUUCGUUCAUUAUGAUGGAAUUGAUCGUCUGCAAGAAAAGAUGGAUUCAUUUUUCAAAAAGGACACUAAAGAUAAAUCGCCUCCUAAGAAGGUCAGUUGUCAGUCAGUCUCCUCCUUCAAAGAGGAGUCCGAUGAUGCUAACGACUGCGAAGGUGACUUAAAAACCAAACCGAAGAAUACUUUCCGAACUCGUAAGUUCAUUGCCUACGAGGAUCGAAUUCGCGCCUAUUCGACUCCUGACAAGAUAUUCCGCUACUUCGCUACUCUGAAGCGAGUUGAAGAGGAUGGCUCCUCGGAGGUCUUCAUGACUCCGGACGACUUUCUGCGAGCCAUCACUCCCGGCUUGAAGCAGCCUGAUGGUCUGGACCUUGAUUCUUUCAUUCGAUUUGAUCCAAAGGACUCUGUCUUCUACUACCUCGGCAAUAAUGCUCUCAUAUCAUUCACUGAUUUUGUUUUCCUUCUCACGGUGAUCUCCACCCCUAGAAGACAGUUUGAAAUCGCCUUCCGUAUGUUCGAUAUCAACGGAGACGGUGAAUUGGAUGCUGAUGAAUUUGAUGUGGUUCGAGGCGUAAUUCUCGACACCACAGCCAUGGGCCGUCGUCACAGAGAUCACGCUACCACUGGCAACACCCUUAAAUCCGUCAAUCAGAGCGCUCUUCAUGAUUACUUCUUUGGACCCGACGGCAAGGAAAAAUUGAAAAUCGCCAAGUUCCUUGAUUUCCAAGCCAAGUUGCAGCAGGAAAUUACUCAGCUGGAAUUCAAUCGAUUGAAGCAAGAUACCCGGUUCGAUCGCUAUGAACCGGAAGGCGGCCGAAUAACUGAAGUUGCUUUUGCAAAAUCUCUUCUGACGUAUGCAGGCUUCUCCGAGAACAAACGGCGAUUGAUGCUUCGUAGAGUGAAGAAAAGUUACCCGGAAAAUGAUGAAGAGACUUCUGUGGGCAUAACGUUCAAGGAGUUCCUGGAUUUCACACAUCUUCUGAGAUCAGUUUCAGAGUUAGAUACAGCUCUGACAUUCCACACGCUAGCUGGAGCAGCCAUUGACCAGGCAACUUUCCUUCAUGUUGCAAAAGUUGUUGCUAACGUUAAAUUGACGCCUCAUCUUGUGGAUGUUGUCUUCACACUGUUUGACGAAAACGGUGAUGGUCAAUUGAGCUACAAAGAAUUCGUUCAAGUGAUGAAGAACAGUCUAUUUAGAGGCUUAGAUAAGCCCAUGGACACAGGUUUCAUCCGAUUUGUAAAUGCAAUUUUCUAUUGUAUUUACCACGAGGUUAAACGGCGUUUGGAGUAA